AUGGCAACUCAGCAGCAUGAAUUUGCCGUGCAUGCUGCCAAUGGCUGGCAGCCGAACUGGAAUCUUCUCAAUGUCCGCUCGGAACCAGGAUCUGGAACGUCGACUCCAAGAAUAUCAGCACAACGUGGCGGGAUAGUCGUCUUCUCAGGCGGGAGCGCUGCCAACAGUCUCGUCGACGUGUUCAAUGAGAUACGAGAAGCAAACAAUACUUCACUCAGCUAUGUCAUCCCGAUCUCUGAUAAUGGUGGCUCUUCUAGCGAGCUGAUACGCGUCUUUGGAGGGCCUGGGAUUGGAGAUGUGCGCUCUCGUCUAGUCCGCCUGAUUCCAGACGAGGGAGACGAAGCCCAGGCCAUCAAGACGUUCUUCAAUCAUCGCCUGCCCCGAGGCUAUGCGCCAGCGAGGGCAGAGUGGCUGGACAUUGUCGAAGCGACGCACUCGCUAUGGAACGGCAUUUCGUCUCCUAAGAAGGAGCUGAUCCGCAGCUUUCUCAAUUCCAUGAACCAGGAAAUUGUAAAGCGCCUCCGACCAACAAGCAAGUUCGAUUUCUCAGGUGCCAGCAUCGGCAACCUCUUCUUGACUGGUGCUCGACUCUUCACUGGUAGCUUCGAGGCCUCUAUCUACCUGGUAUCCAGCAUUUGUGGCGUUCCUUCGACAGUCUCUAUUUUGCCUGCCUUGAAUACCAACUUCGCUCAUCACAUAGCAACAGGACUAGCGAAUGGCACUAUUAUAUACGGUCAAAACAACAUCAGUCAUCCAAGCGUGCCCGCCGCUCCAGUAGACCAUGUCCCGGUCUCGCCGAUGCAAGCACUUCGAGUCGAAACGGAAGAGCACGACAAGGUCGAAGAUGCGAACAUGCCCGGGACUCUACCUACUCUCAGGAAGCCCGCCAUCACGUUUUCCAAAGAGGACGAAGAGGAGCUGCCAGCCCGCAUCGAGCGACUCUGGUACAUCAACCCUUACGGUCAAGAGAUCACCAUUCCUGCCAACCCAAGAGUUGUGGAGUCUCUGAGGAACUCAUCCUGCAUCAUUUACAGCAUUGGCUCGCUUUUCACCUCGAUCAUUCCAUCCCUGGUUUUGAAAGGUGUCGGUGCUGCCAUUGCAUCUCCCCUCAUCCGAACUAAGAUCCUCAUCCUCAAUGGCACGCUGGACCGCGAGACUGGGCCAUCUACCAACCCAUUCACAGCUCUAGACUUCAUUGCUGCAAUUGCGUGCGCAUGUCGUGACUCGCAAGGCCUUCCCAGACCAAAUGCUGAAGACUACUGGCAGUACGUCACGCACGUCAUCUACCUCGACGGCCCGUUGUCCCCCAAGCUGGACAAAGAGGCUCUGAGCAAGAUCGGCAUUGAGUCACUUCGGGUUUAUGGUCGGAGUGACGAGAGUAGAAAAGGCGGCCGUUAUGAUGCGAGAGCGCUUACCCAAGCAUUAGAAGCCGUAAUCGGGCGGAAAGACCCCAAAGGUCGGUCGAGACGAAACACUGUGAUCACUUGA
Molecule: messenger RNA, 1488 nt
Organism: Pseudocercospora fijiensis CIRAD86
Lineage: Eukaryota; Fungi; Ascomycota; Dothideomycetes; Mycosphaerellales; Mycosphaerellaceae
Exons: 3
Coding region: 1-1488 (495 amino acids)
Molecular function (GO): LPPG:FO 2-phospho-L-lactate transferase activity
Source: RefSeq, a predicted model, not a curated record